Galleria mellonella (greater wax moth) is the source of this 3010-nucleotide messenger RNA. It is a transcript of the gene SH3PX1, whose product is annotated as CD151 antigen. Lineage: Eukaryota; Metazoa; Arthropoda; Insecta; Lepidoptera; Pyralidae. Gene Ontology annotation, molecular function: protein binding; phosphatidylinositol binding. Bases 624 to 1424 code for a protein of 266 amino acids. The record is from RefSeq and is a predicted model, not a curated record. Gene Ontology annotation, biological process: endocytosis; mitotic cell cycle; endosomal transport. Gene Ontology annotation, cellular component: plasma membrane; cytoplasmic vesicle. The transcript is spliced from 6 exons.
UCAAGACUUGAAAUAAUGAACGUUAUACAAUGAAAUAAGUCAUUUUUUGUAUACUUGUCUAAAUUACUUGAGAAAAUUGUAUUGUAGAUUAUGAAUUAUGUAAAUCCAAAGGAUUAGUAAGACAUUCAGUAUAAUUUGAUGAAUGUAAGAUGAAAUGUAUUCAGAUUGUGAUGAAAUUAAGGACUGAAUGUAUAUUAUACAAUAACAAAUUGUGGUACACAUUACCUUUUAGUAAAUAAAAUAUUCUGUAUAUAUUUUGUGCGUUAAAUACAUGGAAUCUUCAUGAAAGAAAAACUUAUUUUUUAUCUACUAUAUACACAAUAUUCUAAUUGUACUAACUGUGGAUCAAUUAUUUUGACAUUUUGUUCUUUAAUUUAGAUAUAAUAUUGUAUUAUAUUCCAUUUUUAUAAGGUACUUUAUAGGGCCAGCUAAAUAAAUAAAUAAUGUAAUUCGUUUAUGUGUUUUUAAUCAGCUUAAACGCACCAAUAAGUAUAAAAAUAUCCAUCCAACAAGGCCAAAUUUAAAUCUUGCGUGACAUAAUAACUGGAUUUCGGCAUCAAAAUGUGCAGUCGGAGAUGAAACCGAAAUAAACCUCAGGCCUACUUGCGUGGGCGUCUACUAAAAUGGCCGAAGACAAGAAAAAGGAUGGUAGUGCCCUUUUAGCCAAAAAGAAAAAAGUGAAACCGAGGAAAUCGAGAGAUGCCGACUGUUGCAGUGUGAAUUUCUUGAAAUGCGUCCUACAUAUUUUCAACGUCGUAUUUAUGUUUGCAGGUAUUGGCGUGUUAGUAGUGGGAGCAUGGACCGUAGCGACCAGACAUCGUUUCGUGGCGUUGCUACCAACGCCAACGUAUCCAGCUAUCGCGUACAUGCUCGUGUUCGCUGGCGCCCUCGGCGUGCCCAUGAGUGGGCUAGGCUGCUGUGGACUGAAGACUGAGAAUAGAACCAGUUUACUCUGCUACACGUACUUCCUGUUGAUAACGUUCAUACUGGAGGCGGGUGCGGGCGGUCUGGCGUACUACUACGAGGUCGCUGUGGAAGACGAGUUGCGGGCGGAACUCAACAAUACGUUCUUGUCAAACUACGCGCUCGACACCACCAUAUCUAAUGCUGUUGAUCGCAUGCAGACGGAGUUCAAAUGCUGCGGCGCUGUUCGUUAUCAGGACUGGAGGCGGAGCGCGUGGCACGAGCACGACCCGCGGCUGCUGGUGCCGGACUCCUGCUGCAAAACUGUCACCAACCGCUGCGGCGUCAGGGAUCACCCCUCGAACAUCUACCACAACGGCUGCAUACGGCAGUUUACCAAUCACAUUCGAGACCACCUAAUAAUUCUGGCGGCGGUCGGCGUCGGAAUGUCGGUCAUACCGAUCUUCGGAUUCCUCUUCUCUUGCGUGCUCUACGUUAAAAUAAAACACGUUAUAGACUGACCUCGGCCUAAGCCGUCGGCCAGCAAGAACCGGAAAGUGUUCGAUAAAUCAGCCUCGGCCGGCGACUUGACGAAGUACCAAGGUCGAGUCAGCUCUCAGAGAAGAAUGGAAAGUUCUCGAACGAAGCGGAGCACGAAGCGGCCCCCAUGUCCGCUGCACCCCUCGUCAGAAAAAGGCGGCAACGUGCCUAUAUCCACUAUCAGCGAUAAUGUUAGCAUUUAGAUUGUAGUUUUUUUUUUUUUAUUUAUUUUUUUCACAUAACCACACCGAACUAAGGCGUUAAAACUAGAACACCUAGGAUCGAGCAUUUUCGAAAAAUUCUUUUCUUAACUUGGACCGACCGAGAAUCGAACACUGUGCAACGAAGAUUAUCAGUUGCUGACAGUAUAUUUUUAGAGUUCCGUAGCCAAUGACAUACUGAAUCUUUAUAAUGUUUAUAUCACUGUUUAUUAAUCUAGAUAUGCCAAAAAUCGUCUUUUACAGCUCACUUUCGGUAUUCGUUGUAUUUUGGAGAAAGGUAAUAUAAAAUAGUGAUCUUAAAGGUUAAAAAACAAUUUCAUUUCAGUGAAAUUAUGCAUCAAAUAUUCAGUUAAUAGAGUAUUAUACUAAAUUCCCGAUUUUCGAGAUAUAUCAGAUUUCGUUACUACAAUAGUAAAAUAUUUUCUUUUUUAGUAAUGCAAGAACUAAGUUUUAUAUCUUAAACAAUUGCUACGGAACCCUAUAAGAAUAUUAAUGCGUAUUCUGCAAACCCUUGGCCAGUUUUUACAGAUAAGUUUUUGUGCAAUAUAAAACAAAACUUCCUUUUUUUUUUAACUCUAAUUUUUCCAAUAUUGCAGUAUAAUAAUUAACAUUUCAUUUCAUGUGUUCAUUUAAUGUUACAUAACGGUAUAGAAUUUAAAGAGCGUUCAUGUCUAGCCAGUAGCUAAUUAGGUGUUAAACGUGACCGAAUUUAUAUCAAAAUGUAUCUAAGUCAUACGCUCGAAUAAUUAUGUUAGAUGAGAAUUGUUAUAUGUGUAUUUUAAGAUGGUGCUAUAUUUGUUAUAGAUACCUUAGGCCGUUGUGUACUUAACACGGUAGAAACAUCGAAGAAAUAAAAUAAACUCACAUACCUACUGUAAAAUAACUGUCCCACUCACAAAGUGGUUACACACUAAACAAUAACAGUAAAAUAUAAAUAAAAUAAUAUUUUCUCAAACAUGCUUGGAAAUGUGUGCAUUAUUUUGACAAUCUUCAAUCGAGAUAAAUCAAAAUUGCCGUACCGGCCAGAUACAUGCGGGCAGCGGCCGGCAAAUGUAUGAAAAUCCAUAACUGUCGUGUUUUGCAGCUAGAUAAAUUACUAUGUAAACUCAUAUCUGUCCUAUAAUUUAAAAAUGGAAUGACCUUUUACUUCGAAACAUGGCUACCAAGGAGGUAACUAAUAAAAGUUUUUAUUUAAAUUUCGAACUGGCUUGCAAAUAGAAAGCUGUUUAUUAAAAAAAAAACAAAGGAACAUUAUGGCGCGUGAAAAAUUAUUAUUGUUCGUUAUUCGUCAUUGAAUUUAAAAAGUAAAAUUGUGUUUUUGAUUUCCGCGCAUUGUUUGAGAAAAG